Molecule: messenger RNA, 2147 nt
Organism: Colossoma macropomum (tambaqui)
Lineage: Eukaryota; Metazoa; Chordata; Actinopteri; Characiformes; Serrasalmidae
Product: calponin homology domain-containing protein DDB_G0272472-like
Exons: 6
Coding region: 219-2147 (642 amino acids)
Molecular function (GO): GTP binding
Source: RefSeq, a predicted model, not a curated record
UCCUACUGGAACAACAGAAAACUGAACUCACCCGUCAGCAGAAAGAGUUAGAAGAGGAAGAACAACAACUGAAACACACAGCACAACAGAAUUCUGACCUACAGACUGAAACUGAAACCCUGACAACUCUCAUUUCAUCACAGACGACUGAUUUAACUGUGAAGGCUAAACAACUUCAAGAGAAAACAAACAUUAUAACUGAGAGAGACAGACAGCUAAUGGAGAGAGAAAAACAAGUUGAGGAGAAAGACAGACUUCUGACAGAAAAGACAACAACACUUCAGAUGAAGGAGAAGAUUUUAGAAGAGAAAGACAAACUUCUCACAGAGACACAAGAUGAACUGAGACAAACAACAAAGACAUUAGAGAAUCAUAGAAAACAAAUGGAAGAAAUGGAGAAAAGACUUGUGGAGAAAGAUGAAGAAUUAAAAGAGACAAAACAAGAACUGAAAGAUAAAAACACGAUUAUAAAAGAACAUUUAGAGACUCUUAAAGAUAAAGACUCACAACUGGAGAAUCAGAUCAAACUGCUGAGAGAGAAAGAGACUCUACUGGAGAUCACAGUGAAAGAGGAGGAAAGCAGUAAAAAGCAGCUGGAGACUCUGAGAAAGGAACUGCAGGACAAGAGUAGCAAACUACAGGAGAUGAUGAUCCUACUGGAACAACAGAAAACUGAAGUGAGUGAAAAAGACAAACAGCUUGAAGAGAAGGAGAGACUUCUAAGUGAGAGAAACACACAGCUAAUGGAAAGAGACAAGCAGGUUGAGGAGAAAGACAGACUUCUAGAGGAGAGAAACAAGCAGCUGCAGGAGAGAACAGAUCCAGACUCAGCAGCUCCAGCCAGGAGGAGAAACAGCAAGAAGGGCGAGACUCCAACCUGGAAAUUCAGCAGUGGAAAAUUCAUGCGAGUGGAAAAUUGGAGUGGAAACUCUAGUUUGGCCUCUCCAGUGUCAGUUCCUGUAUCAGAGCUCAGGUUGGUGCCGCUGGGGAGGACUGGAUGUGGGAAGAGAACAGCAGGAAACACCAUCCUGGGCAGAGAGGAGAGGAGCCAGGCUGGAGCGUCUACAGUGAGGCAGCAGAGUGAGAGCAGACAGGGGGAGGUGGCUGGGAGGCAGGUGACUGUGGUGGACACUCCUGACUGGUUCUGUCCUGGACUCUCUCUGGAGGAGCUGAGACAGGACGUGGGACUCUGUGUCCGUCUGUCUGCCCCAGGACCCCACGCCUUCCUCCUAGUCAUACCAGUGAAGCAGUCUACAGGAGAGGAGAGAGGCAUGCUGGAGAAAAUGGAGGAGAUUUUUGGAGAGAGAUGUUGGAGGAACACCAUGAUCCUUUUCACUGAUACUGAUGAAGUCCAAGAGAAGAACGUUGAAGAGUUUGUCCAGUCAGGAAACCAGGAGGUCCAGAGACUCGUAGAGAAAUGUGGGAACAGGUUUCACUGUCUCAGCAUUAAGGAGAGUGGAGAUGGUUCUCAAACCUCAGAGCUGCUGGAGAAGAUAGAGAAGAUGGUGGAAGGAAACAGAGAGAAAUUCUACAACAGUGAGAUCUACCUGGAGACACAAUCUCAGAUCAGAGAGAUAGAGAAAAGAAUUGUGAGAGAAAGAGAGGAGAUAAUAGAGACACAAGAAAGAGAAACUAGAGAGAAACUUCAGAGAUGUGUACAGGAAACUUUCUUGAAGUUCACUGAAACAACUUCUAAAUUUCAUACAAAAAUAAAUCAGCAUGACGAGCGAAUAACUAAACUAGAGGAAAUGCUAAAAGAGGAAAGAGAUGAGAAGAAAAAGGUAGAGCUGGAGAGAGAGGUGGAGAGAGAGAUUCAGCAGAGAAAUGAGGUUCAGUUGGAGCUGGAAAGAUUGAAAGAAGAGACUGAAAAGGAGAAGAGAGAGAUGGAGGAGAGACACAGACAGAAGAUGGAGGAGAUCAGGGAGACGUAUGAAGGAGAAGCCAGAAUGGAGGCAGAGAGGAACCUCAUGAAGAUCAUCCUGCCUGAACUGCAGAGAAACAUUUUGAUAUCAAAGUCAAAGACGCAGGAAAAGUUCAGGAGGCAGAUGGAGGAGAAGGACAGAGAGUUGAAGACACUGGUGCAGAGAGUGGGAGCACUUAGUAGCCUGUUACAGGUGGAGGUCCAUAAAUACAUUGGAAAUCAGUAA